Messenger RNA from Drosophila takahashii, 4637 nucleotides. Its product is annotated as SUN domain-containing ossification factor. Gene Ontology annotation, biological process: protein folding in endoplasmic reticulum. Lineage: Eukaryota; Metazoa; Arthropoda; Insecta; Diptera; Drosophilidae. The record is from RefSeq and is a predicted model, not a curated record. Gene Ontology annotation, cellular component: membrane; cytoplasm.
UGUUGUUUUACGUGCGCGUUGACAUUUUGCAGCGCUUUUAAUUUAUUAUUAUUAUUUAAACUUACUAGUUAGGGAGUUGAAUUCGCGUUCGACCUUCGACCGAUUUCGGGCGCCGCAAGUUUGUUGAUUUUUCCAACGAAACCCAUGACAAAAGCGCUGGCAGGACGAUAUAGGAAUUUUUUUGCGAGCGACUGCCCCGUCAGUUUGCAAAAAUAGUAAAAUAGUUAGAGCCAAUUAGGCUUUAGCCCCGGUUAAGUUAAGUUAGAGCGACUAAAACGAUGCACAUGCGACUGCAUUUGGUGCGCUUUAUGUACAUAAAUCUACUGCUGAGCUGCUGUUUCUGGUUGUACGACAAUGUGGCAGCUGCAGAUGCACAUGCACAGACACCAAGUAACGACGAUGGAGAUUCGGGCUCAGUCGAGGUGACUACGGAUGCCGUUCGGAAGACCCACUUAAAUGCGGAAGAACCGGCGGCGCCACCGAAACCGGAGCCUCCGCCCCCGCCACUCGACGAUGGAGCUGCGUUGCCCACUCCAGAUGGUGGCGAACCCACCAUUUCGGCACCCUCCCCGGAGUCGCAAACUGGCAAUCGGCCAAUAUCCGGGGACACGUCAGUGCCCGUGGAGGAACAGCCCGCGGUAGCCGCACAUAGCCAUAGUGAAUAUGUUAGUGAAUUCGAUUUAGCCGCUGAUGGUGACGCCCCCUCAUCCACCGCCCAAGUGCCAAAUAAUCAAUUAAAUUAUAAUAAUCGUAAUAAUGCCGGGAAAGUGCAUAGUUUUAGUGAAUCGCAGCAAUUAGAGCAACCAAAGGAAUUGGAGGAGGAGGGGACACAAUCGCCGGAGCUGCAGCAACAAAAACAACAACAACAAUCGCAGGCGGAAGAAAGCUUUCCUGAGAUCAUUACGGAGCUGCCAACUGUCACUAUUACAGAGCUGCCCCUGGAUCGAGUGAAGAACCGCCUUGAAUCGGUUAUCCUCGAUGAUUCCCAGGUUACAGCGGGCAACCAUAGCGAUGAGGAGCAACAUCAACAGCAGCCACCUCAUCAAGAUCAGCCCAAGAUAAUCCUUGAAGGUGACAAAGAAGUGCCUCAAAAGGACGAGCAAUUGCCGAAGAUAAAUGAUCCCGGAGGAGGCAUCGACCUAGAGGGAUUACCUGCACAGGAUGCAACGCCAGCAGGUGAAAGCAAUGAAACCAGCGAGGAGUUGCAGCCUACAGGAGGAUCAUCUGCAUCCAAUGACACGGAGGCCACAGCGAACCUGACGAGUGCCAACGAGGAGGUGCCCAUGCCUGUGUUCUCCGAAUGGGCGCAAAAGCAAAUGGAGGCUGAGGCCAGCCGAGAGCAGGCCAUGGAGCUGGAGCAGCAAGUGGUGAAUAACUCUGCCCAACGCAGGAACAACACGGGAUCCUCGAGUGGAAAGCCGCCGACACUGAAGCUGCGCUCCAAGAACUACGCCUCUCCGGACUGCGGAGCCAAGAUCAUUGCACACAAUUCCGAGUCCAAGCACACGGAGGCCGUGCUCACCCAAUCCACCGAUGAGUAUAUGCUGAGCACUUGCGGAAGUAGGAUUUGGUUCGUCGUCGAACUAUGCGAGGCCAUUCAGGCGCAGAAGGUGGACGUGGCCAACUAUGAGCUCUUCAGUUCAUCGCCUAAAAACUUUACGGUCGCCGUUUCGAAGCGAUUCCCCACCCGCGAUUGGAGCAAUGUGGGACGCUUUGCGGCGGAGGACAAGCGAACGAUUCAGACCUUCGAACUGCAUCCUCAUUUAUUUGGAAAAUUCGUGCGCGUCGAGAUCACUUCGCACUACGCCAAUGAGCACUUUUGUCCACUUUCGCUGUUCCGAGUGUUCGGCACAUCCGAAUACGAGGCUUUCGAAACGGAAAUUCGGCCCAGCGAUGAUCUGGAUGAUUUCUACGACGACUACGGGGCUCAAGAACAGAAGGCAGCCGUGGGCAGUGGUGGCAACAUCUUUCAAAGCGCCUCGGAUGCGGUGAUGCAGAUGGUUAAGAAGGCAGCCGAGGUGCUGGUGAAACCCACAAAGGCUCUUAAAUGGUCGGCUGACUCGCUGCUCUGCCAAACACCUGCAUUUGAAGCCUACAACUGCAGCAACUGUAAUAGCACCUUGGUGGAGAGGAUCAACAGCCUUCUGUCCUGCCAAUUCCAGCAGCUGCAGCUGCUCCUCAGUCUCACUCGUCUGCGAGCAGAUCUUCUUCAGAGUCGUGUGUGCCAGGAGGAUUUCGGCAUAAGCCUAAUGGGCUCCGAUUCCUCGAGUAAAAUGGGCAAGGAACAGAGCUAUUUCCUCAGCAUGCUGCCAGCGGAACAUGUGGGAGCUAUGUGCAAAUUGAUCCAGGCGGAGCAGAAUGUUACCGAUCAACAGCAGCAAACGAAGACGCCAGCGUUGAAGCAGCAUGUCAGUGCGCCCGAGCAGCUGCAGGAUAAUGCCACGGCCACGGGAGUUCGUCAGGAUUGUGAGAACAUCGAGGGAAGCCAAGCAAGAAGAGCUUCGGAGAAGGAACCUCCUGCAACCCCGAAUUUGGAGGUUAUGGUGGCCGAAUCCAGCCAAGAAGUGCCUUCAGUGGAAGACCCGUCGUCGACCUCAAGUGAAACUUCCUCCACCACGAACUCCACGCCAGCCGAUGUGAAUAUAUUCAAUGUGGCAGCGGAGUCCGAGGAAGUGGUGCUAAAAGUUCAGCUGCCUCCGGAGCCAACUAUGCCAACCACUUUGGAAGCCAGCGACGUGGAGUCCACCACCAACGCUCCAAGCACCAAUGUGCCUUCGUCAUCCAGUGAAGUUCCGCCGAACGGAGAUCUAGCCAUUGAGGAGGGAAAUCCGGCCAAUUGGGAAAGCAUUGACAAUCUACUGACCACCACGGUGGCUUCGAUAACUGCUGGCGGAGGAGCAGCUGCCGCUGCAGCAGCUGUGGUGAACGGAAACGGCAAUCUGGGCAUGGCAGGUGGAGCAAUUGGAGCAGUUGGAUCAGCCACGGGAUCAAGCGUGAAUCUGCAGCAGAAGCUGACGAACGGUGCCCAGUCGGAGAGUGUGUUCAUCAGACUCUCCAAUCGCAUAAAGGCGCUCGAACGGAACAUGUCGCUGUCUGGACAGUACCUGGAGGAGCUCUCGCGGCGCUACAAGAAGCAGGUGGAGGAACUGCAGCAGACGCUAACGCAACAAACGCUCACGGUGCGCCAGCUGGAGGACCAGAGCCGGCGGUAUGUGGAGCAGGAGCAGCUGUACCAGCAGCAGAGCGCGGAGCUGGCCGGCGAGGUGAGGGCUCUGUCCUACCAGGUGCAGGCCUGCAUCCUGGUUAUCAUUAUUGUGGGCACCUGCAUCUUUCUGAUGCUCGUCCUGGGCACCGUCUACUACCGCAAGUUGCGCCGCCAGCAACAGCAGCUGCUGAAGAAGGAUCAGCCGGGCAAUCCACCUGUGGCCACCAAAACCAAGCUGGAUCGCCGCAAGUCCUAUGAACAGAUGCCGAAUCAAACGACGCCCAAGCAACGGCGUCCCAGCGAAGAGGCCAUGCUCAUUCUGAAGGAGUGCGGGGACACCGUCUUGCAGGAGCAGGAUCCUCCGAACAGGCAGCGCAAGAUUUCCGUUUGCUAUGGUAGCAACAAUAAUAUAGCCGCCAAUAUGCUAGGUGUCACCACAAACGGCACAGGGAAUGUCCGGAGUUCCCUGCACAGGCGCAAGGGAGCUAAGCACUCCUGGCACAACAGUCUGGACACAACGGAGACUUCCUGCGGCGAGCAAACGGACAAGUUCUUCGAUGUGGACACCCUUAAGAGCAUAAAACAAAGCUCCGGCAAGGCGGGCAAAAAGAAAUCCCAGCAGCUGGCUCUGAAACGUCAGGAAUCCGCGCCAGCUAGCUUCACGCAGGAUCUGCUCGCCGAGGAACCAGCCACGCAGAGCGACUUCGAUGAGAGCCUGAUGCUGGACAACGAUGAUUUGGCCAACUUUAUACCUACCAGCGAUCUGGCCUACAAUGAGUUCAUGCCCGAGGGACCCUCCGGCUACCAGAUACUGGACACAGUAGACGGAAAGACCGAGAAGGAGCAGGGGACAAAGAAAUCGAGACGCCUGUCCUCGCCGGCAUUCUUCAAGUCGCCAUUUAGCAAGAGCAAAAACAAGGGCUACAGCUUCAAUGGCAUCAAGAACAGCCACUCGGUACACGAGCCCACGUCCUGGGAGUGGUACCGCCUGAAGCGGAGCGAGAAGCACCAGCAGCAGCAACAGGCGAAGCUGGCCAGCAAGAGCUUGCCCAGCGCCAGUUUGGACAGCUCGUCGCUGUCGGAGGUCAAUUUUCCCCUGAACGCCAACACCGCCACGCAGAAUUCCUUCCGGAUACUGGGCGAGGCCAUUCUGUCCUCCGGGGAGGGACGCAUCACCCCGAAUGGGAAUGGCAAUGGCAAUGCAACGCCUGGUGGUCUGGCGAGCAGCAGCAGCGGAAGUGGCAGCGGUGGCAGCACCACCUCAUCCACCACCAAGAAGAAGCAGCGCGCCCUCAACAACCUCUUUCGCAAGGCCUUCGAUUUUUAACUAGAACCCAAACCCAGUGUUUCGAUUUAGUUAACAUUUUUACAUCAGCGUACAUUGUAAUUAAUCGUAUAGAUUCGGAUCGACAUUCGAUACAUUGUUUGUACA